AUGUUCGCGUUCCUCCGACCCGCCCACCCACUGAAGACCAACAACGCGACCAAGAACCCCAUCAUCUACGAGGAUGGCCGCGCAUCCGUCACCUUUGCCGCGCCGGGCUCGGACUACAUCAUGACGCACCGCAUCCCACCGACAACCAAGACCCACGGCGCGUCCAUCAUCGAGCCCCCCUUCCACUACCACAUCCACCAGGACGAGUUCUUCCAAGUCCAGUCCGGCAGGGGCAACUUCUACCGCGGCCUGUCCUCGGAGCCGUUUGCCACCCUCUCCGCCGAGCCUGGCGCCCAGUCCAAGGCGUCGGUGAAGGCGGGCCGGUACCACCGCUUCGAGAACGCGAGCGACGUCGAGGACCUCGUUGUCGAUAUACACCUCACGCCCGAGUCGUACGAGAGCGAGCAGUGCUUUUUUAGGAACUUCUUUGGGUAUCUGGACGAUUGCAAGAGGGCUGGAACCGCGCCGAGCUUUUUCCAGCUCAUGGUGUUUCUGCAUGCGGCUGAUACCCCGCUCGCGGUGCCCAUCCCGCCAGAGUGGCUCGGCAAGGUCCUGAGUCGCUUGCUGCUCUGGGGUGCGGCGUACUGGGGUCGGUAUGUUCUGGGCUACAAGACGUGCUACCCGGAGUAUUACGAGGAUUCAAAGUCUAGGUGA
Pyricularia grisea is the source of this 654-nucleotide messenger RNA. RefSeq lists its product as uncharacterized. The coding region runs from base 1 to 654 and encodes 217 amino acids. The record is from RefSeq and is a predicted model, not a curated record. The transcript has a single exon. NCBI's taxonomy places the organism in Eukaryota, Fungi, Ascomycota, Sordariomycetes, Magnaporthales, Pyriculariaceae.